Molecule: messenger RNA, 1503 nt
Organism: Lagenorhynchus albirostris (white-beaked dolphin)
Lineage: Eukaryota; Metazoa; Chordata; Mammalia; Artiodactyla; Delphinidae
Gene: KAZALD1
Product: Kazal type serine peptidase inhibitor domain 1
Exons: 6
Coding region: 188-1108 (306 amino acids)
Biological process (GO): regulation of cell growth; regulation of signal transduction
Cellular component (GO): extracellular region
Molecular function (GO): insulin-like growth factor binding
Source: RefSeq, a predicted model, not a curated record
GCAAGUCCGUGGACUCUGUCAGAGAUUCUCAAGUCGGAGCAGAGGUGGCUGGCGGGCCCACCCGAUUCCUUUCCACUGCCUGCUUUUUCGGACAGGAGUCACGGCUGCUCUGAGGGGCAUAGUCCCGGACACCAGGGUGCCACGCACGCGCUGAAGCCCCUAGUGCUCUCGAGGCUUCCAGCUAAUCAUGCCCCAGCCGCCCGCAGCUGCCUUGCCGCUGCCCGUGCUGCUGCUGCUGCUGCUGCUACUCCUGGUGGUGCGGACGCCGUCCCCGGCUGGCGCGCGGCCAUCCCUAGGCCCCGAUUACCUGCGGCGCGGCUGGCUACGGCUGCUGGCGGAGGGCGAGGGCUGCGCUCCCUGCCGGCCAGAAGAGUGCGCCUCGCCGCGGGGCUGCCUGGCCGGCCGGGUGCGCGACGCGUGCGGCUGCUGCUGGGAAUGCGCCAAUCUCGAGGGCCAGCUCUGCGACCUGGACCCCAGUGCCCACUUCUACGGGCGUUGCGGCGAGCAGCUUGAGUGCCAGUUGGACGCUGGUGGCGACCUGAGCCGCGGAGAGGUGCCCGAGCCGCUGUGUGCCUGCCGCUCGCAGCGCCCUCUCUGCGGUUCCGACGGCCGCACCUACGCUCAGAUCUGCCGCCUGCAGGAGGCGGCCCGCGCUCGGCCGGACGCCAACCUCACCGUGGCGCACCCCGGGCCCUGCGAAUCGGAGCCCCAGAUUGUGUCGCAUCCAUAUGACAUUUGGAACGUGACGGGGCAGGAUGUGAUCUUUGGCUGUGAAGUGUUUGCCUACCCCAUGGCUUCCAUCGAGUGGAGAAAGGACGGCUUGGACAUUCAGCUGCCAGGGGAUGACCCCCACAUCUCUGUGCAGUUUAGGGGUGGACCCCAGAGGUUUGAGGUGACGGGCUGGCUGCAGAUCCAGGCUGUGCGUCCUAGCGAUGAGGGCAUCUACCGCUGCCUGGCCCGCAAUGCCCUCGGCCAGGUUGAGGCCCCAGCUAGCCUGACAGUGCUCACACUGGACCAGCUGAACUCCACAGGCAUCCCCCAGCUGUCAUUCCUGCACCUGUUUCCUGAGAAGGAGGCUGAGAGUGAAGAGGCCGAGGAUUACUACUAGGUCCAGAGCCGUGGCCCAUGGGGGUGGCCCUCCCUCCAGCUCUGCUCAGCCAGUCUUCUGAGUGCCCUUCUGCACAGCUCUUGCUGUUAUUUUCCUAGUCCCCAGUCUUUGCCUAACCUCAGUCUACCCUUUCUUGAAACUCACCUUCUAGAAAAUUUCCCUCUCUCUAAGUCCCAACUGCACAUACUAACUGCAAUCCUCUUUGCUGUUUGCCAUCUGCUGUCCAGGAAGGCACGAUGGAGUGUGGUUUAGCUCAGUGCAGUAAGAUGGGCAUUUGGGCAUGUCUGAUUUUCCUGUCGUUCUGGGAACUCCAUGAGGGCAGUACCAUAUAUUAUACCACUUUGUACUGGACGAUGCCUAGCACAAGACUAGGCACAGUAGGCACGCAAUAAAGA